Messenger RNA from Schistosoma spindalis, 504 nucleotides. NCBI's taxonomy places the organism in Eukaryota, Metazoa, Platyhelminthes, Trematoda, Strigeidida, Schistosomatidae. The record is from the annotation of a GenBank genome assembly.
AUGCUUGUGGUGAUUUAUCUCAUUCCAUGGUUUUCAGAUAAUGUUUUGUAUCCAAAAGGACCAGGAUUAGGUGCAGCUCAGAUUUUAAACAGUAUAAAAUCGACUUUACAUUUCGGUACUUUGUCAUCGAUCGAUUCAUGGGAAUCGAAUGCCUAUUUACUGUUUAUGCCAUUAGUUUCUGAUAGUCGUCCAGAAUUCCGUGGAAACAUACUUCGAGAUUGUAUGCUACAUUUACCCAUCCCUUUAAAAAUGUCGUCUACAGUGGCAGUUGGUCUUGAUGGUGUAGAAAGUCAACGGAAGACUGACGAGCUUUUGGGAAGACUGAAUAAUGAAACUGAGAGUUAUCAUACAAUAAAGCGUCCUUUCAAACCAUUAUUGUAUACGGACUCAAGUCUUUAUUGUACUUCAAUGCCGUUCACUGAUGCAAUGGAACUUGGUAGUCCAGGUGAUGGACUUAUUAUACGCCCAUCUAAACUCGGUUUAUUCAUUUUACAUCUGACAUAA